Molecule: messenger RNA, 1125 nt
Organism: Corylus avellana
Lineage: Eukaryota; Viridiplantae; Streptophyta; Magnoliopsida; Fagales; Betulaceae
Product: BURP domain protein USPL1
Source: RefSeq, a predicted model, not a curated record
UCCUCAUCCUCUUUUCCUAAUUCUCUUAUAACUUUACUUUUACUCGACAAAACUAGCAAGAGCCAUAGACGACUGAUCAGUACUAAGAAAGAAUCGAAAGGAGCUUCAGAAUUAGAAGGAAGAUGGCUCUCAGAUUUGUUUCUUUAUUUCUCUUAGCUAAUCUUUUGCUCUUGACGUGUAUCCACGCUCACAUGGAUCAUAUGGAGGAUCCGAAACUGGGAUACGUCACCAUAAAUGAUCUACAAGUUGGGAAAACAAUUACCAUCCAUGUCCGAACCAAAGACCCAUCUUCUUUACCUCACUUCUUGCCUAGACAAGAGGCUGAUUCCAUUCCUUUUUCAGUGGAAGAAUUCCCAUAUCUCCUUCGACUCUUCAAAAUCUCUCAACAUUCUCCUCAAGCAAAAGCAAUCAAGAAUACACUGGAAGAUUGUGAAUCUAAGUCCACUCUAGAAGUGACGAAGUUCUGUGCUACCUCCUUAGAAUCCCUGGUUGAUUCCGUGCGUGCCAUUUUUGGACCACAAAGCCCUUUCAAAGUUUUAGCCACGACCACCUUCAAAAAAUCUAACACCCUUCUACAGAACUACACUUUCCUUCAAGUUAAAGAGGUUUCAUCUUCAAAGACGGUGGUGUGCCAUAAUACGCCUUACCCUUACGCAGUUUUUUACUGCCAUGACUUACAGGGUGGGACCAAGGUUUUCGAGGUUUUAGUAGGUGGUGAGCAUGGAGAAAAAGCGACAGCGUUUUUUAUUUGCCACAUGGACACAUCCUCCUUUGCACCCGACCACAUCGCCUUUCGUGUUCUUGGCAUCAAGCCAGGAACAUCUUCUGUGUGCCACUAUAUCUUUCCACAAGGUCUUCUUUGGGUUCGAUCCUAAUUAAUUAAUGUAAUUAAACACAAAAUCUACUGCUCUGUACACUCUUUUAUCACGUACCGGUUGAUAUCACAUGGUUUAAGCGGCUUUGAAUAUAUAUAUAUAUAUAUGCUUCUUCAUAAUCAUGUCAUUGCUGCUUGCUGGUUUGUAGUCUAUCGGGAGUACAGUGAAGGAUGUGAUCAAUUAUCUUGUAACUUAUAUAUCUCAAGUCAAUCCGUUUUAAAUGGCUAGAUUCUCUCCAGUCUUCCAUGCA